AUGAAGAAAGCUUUGAAGUUAGUGGUUCUUUUUCUCUUUGCUAUUCCACUAUGCGGCCAUGCGGAGGAAUUCCCGAAGACAUGUUCGAACCUUCCUCCAUUGGAAUCAUCUCACAGCUUUCGAUACGAAGUCUCCAAAAACGAGUCUUUAAGAGUCGAAGCUAUGGCUCAUUAUUACAAGCACGCCCAUCACCAUCAUCAUCAUGAAUCGCCAUGGCCCGACCUUCUUCCCAGAAAGAUGCUGAAACAAGAAGAUGCAUAUGAGGGGGAAGCCAUGUACAGAGAGAUGAACAAGGACGGUGAAUAUUCGCCUCCUCAAGGUGUUCUUAGACCAGUGUCUCUGCACGAUGUGAGGUUGAACCCAGAUUCGCAUCAUCAUACUGCCCAGAACACGAAUCUGCAGUAUCUGUUGAUGUUUGAUGUUGAUCGUUUGAUUUGGAGCUUUAGGAAGACGGCUGGUUUGCCUACUCAUGGUGAACCUUAUGGAGGCUGGGAAGGUCCUUAUAUUGAGCUUCGUGGUCACUUUGUUGGUCAUUAUUUGAGUGCAACUGCGCACAUGUGGGCAAGCACUCACAAUGAAGCAGUGAAGGAGAAGAUGGAUGCCCUUGUUGGCAAUCUCUCUUUAUGUCAGAAGAAAAUGAACACCGGAUAUCUCUCUGCAUUUCCAACCGAGCUCUUUGAUCGUCUUGAAGCUCUGGAAUUUGUCUGGGCUCCCUAUUACACCGUUCACAAGGUAAUGGCGGGGCUGUUGGAUCAAUAUACGUUUGGGGAGAACGAGGAGGCAUUAAGGAUGGUGACGUGGAUGGCGGAUUACUUCUACGACAGGGUGAUGAAGUUUGUGGAGAAGAACACAGUGCCCAAGUUCUAUGAGAUAUUGAACGAUGAGUUUGGUGGAAUGAACGAUGUGCUUUAUAGGAUUUACCACUUCACAGGCAAUUCUAAGUAUCGUACAUUGGCUCACAUGUUUGAUAAGCCUUGCUUUUUCGGCUUACUUGCCACUAAGUCUGGUGACAUAACGGGUCUUCAUGCGAAUACUCAUCUGGCCGUCGUUAUUGGAGGUCAAAUGCGCUAUGAGAUUGUUGGUGACCCGCUUUACAAGGAAAUAUCCACUUACUUUUUGGACCUUGUUAACACUUCACACGCAUAUGCGACUGGAGGCUCAAGUCAGUCUGAGCAUUGGCAAAAUCCAGACAGAAUGGGUGAAAUUCUAAAAUCCGACACCGAAGAGUCUUGUUCAUCUUACAACAUGUUGAAGGUUGCUCGGAAUCUAUAUAGAUGGACAAAAGAUGUAUCAUAUGCAGAUUAUUACGAGAGAAUAUUAACAAAUGGAGUGUUGGGCAUACAAAGAGGGACAGAACCUGGGGUUAUGAUCUACAUGCUCCCACAAGGUCGUGGUGUUUCCAAGGCUGUUUCAAAUCAUGGUUGGGGCUUUAAGUUUGAUUCCUUCUGGUGCUGUUAUGGCACUGGAAUCGAAUCUUUCUCUAAGCUUGGAGACACCAUUUAUUUUGAGCAGGAAGAUACAGCCAAUAAAAACCCUACUCUUUAUAUUGCUCAAUAUAUCUCAACUACUUUCAAUUGGAAAGCUGCCAACUUCCUCCUCAAUCAAACUCUCUCGACUUAUUCUUCUUAUGACCCUUUUGUCCGUGUCACCUUCACAUUUUCUCCCCACCAGGGAGAAGAGGUGCCGUCUUCUACAUUAAACCUUCGUAUACCGACAUGGACAUACGUAAAUGACACAAGUGCUUUACUCAACAACGAGCCUUUGAACCAGCGUGUUAAUGGAGGGUCAUAUUUGACGAUAACAAGAAAGUGGAGCGCCAGUGACAAGCUCACCCUCAUCUUUCCCAUCACCCCAAGAUUGGAACCCAUAAAAGAUAACAGGCCAGAAUAUAAAACUGUAAAUGCGAUCAUAUAUGGUCCAUUCCUUCUUGUGAGCCACACGGUUGGGGACGAAUGGGACCUUCAAGUUUCUGAUCUGAACAUGAAACCAGAAGAUUAUUUGCAUGCAAUCCCAGCCAAUAAUCAUAGCCACCUCUUCACUUUCUCACAAGACUCUGCAAACUCAAGCUUCGUCUUGACCAACCUUAACGUCACCGACAGUAAAACGUUGGCCAUGGAGAAAUUACCUCAGACCGGCACCGUGAGAGCCACUCAUGCGACCUUCAAUCUGGUCUUACUAGACAGUAAUAAAGACACAUUAUUUGCAGAUAUUAAUGAUGUUCUUGACAAGCCGGUCUUGCUCGAACCAGUUCAUCUUCCUGGGAGGCGCUUGAUUCAUCAAGGGCCAGAGAAACCUUUAUUGCUCUCCAACUUUUCCACUGGUUCAUCAGAUGAUCAGUCUUCACAGUUCAGAGUGGUUCAUGGGUUAGACGGAAGAAACGGCAGCGUUUCUAUUGAAUCAGUGAGCAACAAAGGUUGUUUCUUGUACAGUGGUGUGGAUUAUAGCGAAGGUGAAGAAGUGAAGCUCAAGUGCAAAUCUGCAGAUUCAUCGAAUGGUACAAGUACAACGUUGUUCAACAAGGCUGUCUCUUUCGUUGCCGCUAAGGGACUCAAAGAGUACCAUCCCAUUAGCUUUAUUGCUAAGGGCUUAAACACGAGUUAUCUCAUGGAGCCUAUUCACUCCUUUGCAGAUGAUUUUUACACCCCCUACCUCAAUAUUCAUCCUUGA
This is a messenger RNA of Neltuma alba, 2667 nucleotides long. RefSeq lists its product as uncharacterized. Gene Ontology annotation, biological process: L-arabinose metabolic process. Lineage: Eukaryota; Viridiplantae; Streptophyta; Magnoliopsida; Fabales; Fabaceae. Gene Ontology annotation, molecular function: alpha-L-arabinofuranosidase activity. The transcript is spliced from 10 exons. The record is from RefSeq and is a predicted model, not a curated record. Bases 1 to 2667 code for a protein of 888 amino acids.